This is a messenger RNA of Penicillium griseofulvum, 2571 nucleotides long. RefSeq names its product Transcription factor. The transcript is spliced from 4 exons. The record is from RefSeq and is a predicted model, not a curated record. The coding region runs from base 1 to 2571 and encodes 856 amino acids. Gene Ontology annotation, molecular function: zinc ion binding; DNA-binding transcription factor activity, RNA polymerase II-specific; DNA binding. NCBI's taxonomy places the organism in Eukaryota, Fungi, Ascomycota, Eurotiomycetes, Eurotiales, Aspergillaceae. Gene Ontology annotation, biological process: regulation of DNA-templated transcription; DNA-templated transcription.
AUGUCACAAGAGCCGGUCACAGCCUCAGGGGCACUUGGGGGCGGGCUCGCGUCGGGCUCGGACGCCGAGAAAAACGCGAGAGUCGACGCCUCAGGCAGAAACGCAACUCCCAUUAAGCUGCGCAGCUGUGUAGUAUGUCGAAGCCGCAAAGUCCGCUGCGACAAGCGAGCACCUUGUUCCAAUUGCCGUCGUGCAAAUAUCGCGUGUGUUCUUCCACCUACAGACCGACCGCCAAGAUGGGCCCGCCAUCUCGACCGACUCAACAAUGCGGUAUCGAAUCUACAGGCCUCGCAGGAACCCGAACCAGUAGCAGAAGACGUGAUGGACAGACUUCACAACCUUGAAAGCCUUGUUCAGGAGUUACGCAUUCAGCUGGAACAGGCUAAAUCAGCAGCUAACUCUACUGGUGAAGGGUCAUCCGGGUUCGGGAGACUGGUGCUUCAUGAUUCCAACAGAAGCCGCUAUGUUAGCAGUGGUUUCUGGUCUCGGGUCAAUGAUGAGCUUGAUGGCCUCAAGGCAGAUGUUAGUGGUGUACCACUUGGAGAGUCUGAUACCUCAGACGAUGAGGCAUCGCCAGAGAUGACUCCUUCCACACAAGAACUUGAACGGACCCCCGCAGAGCGUCACGGAUUCCUAUUUGGGCACAAUAUGAGUCCCUUUUCUCCUAACCUAGCCGACCUCCAUCCACUCCCCUCUCAGAUUCCCUUUAUUCUAGAUGUCUUCUCUGAAAACGUGAACAUCAUCUUUCAAAUCGUUCAUCUCCCCACUGUCAAGAGCAUGGUUCGUGAUUGGCGUGGCCGUGAAAAGAAGGAACUCUCACCGGCUAAUGAAGCUCUGAUGUUUUCUAUUUACUACUCUGCCAUCACUUCCAUGGAAGAAGAAGAUAUUCUACUGAAUUUCGGAGCAACCAAAGCCGAGCUCAAUCUCAAAUAUCGUCAAGGCCUCGAGCAUGCUCUUGCAAGAGCUGAUUUUCUGAAUGUACCAGACUUUACUCUGGUACAGGCAUUUGCCAUCUUCCUUUGUCUUGUUCGCCGACAUGAUAGUCCGAGGUUUGUGUGGAUGAUGACAGGACUGUUAAUCCGAAUGGGUCAAGCUCUGGGGCUACAUCGUGAUGGAACACAUUUCGAUUAUCUCAGCCCAUAUGAGAUUGAGAUGCGGCGAAGAGUCUGGUGGGCCCUGUGCAUGUUGGACGCGAGAGCGUCCGAGGACCAGGGAACCGAGUAUACGAUAACAAGAGCGAGCUUCGAUACUAAAAUACCUCUGAACCUCGAUGACACAGACCUCGAUCCUGAAUCAAAGGAAACGCCUCAAGCUCGCGUUGGUCUGACUGAUAUGUCCGUUGCGCGCGUCUCCAUUUGCAUGUGUGAGAUUACGCGGAGAAUGCUGGCUCAUGACUUCAGAGACGGAGCACCGAGUGUAGAAGAGCAAAGUCGCGCGUUGCAACAGAUAUACCAAGGUUUCCAACGAGACUUCCUUCAAUACUCAAGUGAAUCAGGGAACAUUACACACUGGGUGAUAGUCAGGGUCGUUCGACUGGUUAUAGCCAAGAUGACUUUGCUGAUGUACCUGCCUCUGUUGUUUUCCUCCCCGAGCGAAGACUUCUCGGAGGAGCUGAGGACAAAACUACUGGUUUCCAGUAUCGAGGUCGCUGAGUACAACCAUGCCCUGAACGAUGAGCAAGCAUGCAGGCACUGGCGCUGGGUCUUCCAGACCUAUACCCAUUGGUACUCAAUUGUCUACAUGAUGCUAGAGAUCUCCCGACGCCCGUGGUCGCCUCUUUCUGAACGGGCCUGGGUAGCCCUUCAUAGCCCCUCGUUGAUACCGAACCAAUCACACAUGCAAAGGAAUCUACGAAUAUGGAUUCCACUCCGAAAGCUUAUGACCAAGGCCAGGGAUUAUCGUGUUACGGAAUUUAGACGGCUGAGAAACGAUUUUCAAGCUGUCCAACAGCUGGAGCAGAGCUAUCGCAUUGCCCCAGUCCCAUCGAGCACCGGGCCAUUCCCAUCUGGUUCAAAUUCCGCGGAUCUCUUCCUUUAUCAAUGGCGCCAGCUGGUAGCACACCCAGAUAAAACCAAACCUGAUGCACUCACACCUGGGUCUGCUGUCACCAAUGCGUCGAAUCCACCGUUGCAAAUUGAAAAUACAACGCAAUCAAGUGUGCAUCUUGCUCCCGAUUCAUCAUCCCAUACACCAUUUUACUCAGAUUUCACCGCUGGGCAAGGGUAUAUCCCUGCAGAGGAACGGCAGUCCGGGUACGAUAUGCCAAGCAUUGAAUCUAUGAACUUCAACCCAGCCAUGGUGCCUAAUUCAGGAAUCGGGUUUGAUACCGAAAAUCUUGCCACAUCUUCACACUUCUCAAUGGGACCGGGAGCUCAAUUCGAUGGUCAGCUUACAAUCCCAGGCGUUGUGCCUUGGCUGUGGUCUGAUCAGGGCAUGUCAACUGAUUUCACCUCUGAAGACCAAGCCGAUAGCAACAUGGGUAUGGAUGAGGAAGUGAAUUGGUACAAUUGGGCCGCGUCUGCAAAGGAUAUCGAGUGUGAAGGGGGGACCUAUAACAGUGGACUGCGCUAG